AGUCAGUCAAUCGGUGUUUUGAUAAGGUGACGGUUGUGUGAAAAAGUGUGUAAAAACGUACAUACUCUAAAACCGAAGUGUUUCUUGAGUUCACGAUGUCGGAUGAAAUCGCAGAGAAUGGAACAGCGAACGGCGACGUUCCGGAGAUCGAGCUGAUCAUAAAGGCAUCGACGAUAGACGGGCGGCGGAAGGGCGCGUGUCUGUUCUGCCAGGAGUACUUCAUGGACCUGUACCUCCUCGCAGAGCUCAAGACCAUCAGUUUAAAGGUGACGACAGUGGACAUGCAGAAGCCUCCGCCCGACUUCCGCACUAACUUCGAGGCCACACACCCGCCCAUACUCAUCGACAACGGCCUCGCCAUCCUCGAAAACGAGAAGAUCGAGCGCCACAUCAUGAAGUCCGUGCCCGGCGGUCACAAUCUAUUCGUACAGGACAAAGAAGUGGCCUCACUGAUCGAGAACCUGUAUUCGAAGCUGAAGCUGGUGCUGGUCCGCAAGGACGAGCAGAAGUCCGCGGCGCUCCGCGCGCACCUCGCGCGCAUCGAUGCUCAGCUGGAACGCCGGGGCACGAGGUUCCUGACCGGCGACACAAUGUGCUGCUUCGACUGCGAGCUGAUGCCGCGCCUGCAGCACAUCCGCGUCGCUGGCAAGUACUUCGUCGACUUCGAGAUCCCGACGAGCCUGGUCUCACUGUGGCGCUACAUGUACCACAUGUACCAGCUGGAUGCCUUCACGCAGAGCUGCCCCGCCGACCAGGACAUCAUCAACCACUACAAGCUUCAGCAGCAAGCAACUAAAGGUCUGCUGUCUCCCACGCUGCCGCGCAGUCGGCCGCGAGACGACCCCCAUGUGGCGCUGAAAAUGAAGAAACACGAAGAACUCGAAACCCCCACGUUCACGACGUCCAUCCCCGUCGACGUCAACUCCCACCACGAGCAGUAGCCCCUCCCCCCUCACACACACACACUCCACCGUUAUUAGUGAAUCGUAGCUGCUGGCGCACAUACACACACACACAUAUACAGAUAUUCUCGUGUACGGGAUGACUGCAAUGAUGCUACAUUCUAGAAAGAUCAUACAUAGUACCAAAAUUGUCAAAAGCCAACCUUUUUGACCGGGCUUUGAUUAGGAUUCGUCUUUUUUGUGAUUUUAAAAUCAUUUAUGCACUAGCUGUGUACGAUCCUUAAACCAGGUUUUUGUUCUUAGCCCACCUAUUAAAGAUAGGAACAUGACUAAAAUAAAACUAAUAUGUACCAGAAAAGAAAGGAAGAAUAUGUACAGAACCUUUUCUGGGUAAAGAAGUCGGUUAAAAAAACAUAGCAUUAUUGAAGAAAUGUAGAAAAUAGCUCUCCUAUUCAUUAUUUUUAGAGUAAUCUAAAAAUAACUACAAGUUACAUCUUUUGGGUCACUCACUCUACAUUUACGUCUCAACAUAUUAACCGAGUCACUCACGUUUUGACUCGAAAAUAUCUCCACUUAAAAACGUGAGUGACUCGAUGAACAUAUUAACCGGGUCACUCACGUUUUGGCUCGAAAAUAUUUCCACUUAAAACGUGAGUGACCCGGUUAAUAAAUCCGAGUCUCGAGAAAUGUUACUGAGACUGAGAGACAUGUAUCAUUCCGUGCACGUGAAGGUGCGGCCAGCACACUCGACCAGCCCGUGCGCGUGUACAAGGAGUCGCUCCACCACCCGCCUACGCCCGACAGAACUAAUAUAUUUUUAUACAAAUUUGGAAUUAGAGCAUUUUUAAUUUUUAGUGUUGCUAUGUUGGUAAUAAUUGAGUAUGUGAAUUUUUAUGAUGGUGCAAUCGAAACAUAGUUUUGGAUAUGUGACGCCGUUUGGGUUACGCGGCUGAUGAGGAGCUCGCUUCUCUAGUUGGUCGGUUCGAUGUUAAGCAAUUGUGGCCAUUAGUACUUGGUUUAACUCGUUGGGGACGCCCGGUAAUGUGUAUCAAACAUGAUCGGUAGAUUAAUCGGCAGAGGUGCCAAAAGUGCCCCGAUUACAAUCAGUCUUUUUCGGGUGGUAUAAGUGUGGGAGAGAGUCAUUGGCCGGUCCUGGACAUCCUCCUACAUCUAUACCCAACUAUCUAGUUUGUAACGUUCAUACAGUGUUCAAACACAACGAAUAAGCAUUCUGACUUUUUUUUGUAUUAUAUUCAUUAUUUAUGUAAGAUUGGAUUACAGUAUUUUGUUGGUUCUUUUUUGGACUCAUAGUGUAGUGUUAGGUUAGACAGAAACAAUUACAUCUCUUUCCAAUACCUCUGCCCAUUUAUUUUGCCUGUGUAUUCUUUACAAAUUUUCAUUGACUUUGUAUAAUACAAUAUAUACUCUCUUGCCUGUCAUGUUACCUUUGGUAAGGUAGUUUUGAUUUACACUUUCAUUCCCAUUAUUUGGGAAACAAUAUUAUUAAAACUGUUUUAAGUUACAGACAUUCAAUUUACAACAAUUAAUGAUCUUCAAUAUAUUUCCUGAACUUCAAAACAUAGUUUUAAUAAAAAAGGACUGUAACAAAAAGUAUAUGUUGCUGAUAAUAAUACAUAUAAACAUAGUACACUGACACAAGGGCGAGAGACCAUCACCAUGUCUGGACAAUGUAUAAAAUAUUAAUUCUAGAUUAUAAUUUAAGUGUUAAGGAAUAAAUCUGGAUAAAUAUUAUUUUUUUCA
This is a messenger RNA of Leguminivora glycinivorella, 2663 nucleotides long. It is a transcript of the gene Clic, whose product is annotated as chloride intracellular channel exc-4. The transcript is spliced from 8 exons. Gene Ontology annotation, biological process: chloride transport. Gene Ontology annotation, molecular function: chloride channel activity. NCBI's taxonomy places the organism in Eukaryota, Metazoa, Arthropoda, Insecta, Lepidoptera, Tortricidae. Bases 96 to 941 code for a protein of 281 amino acids. The record is from RefSeq and is a predicted model, not a curated record. Gene Ontology annotation, cellular component: apical plasma membrane; cytoplasm.